CGUCCCCGCCUUCUAGCCAUCCGUCCAGUGCUCGCCGCCGCCACCGCCGCCACCGCCGCCGUCGCCGUCGCCCGUCCCAUUUCACAGUUUCCCCGUCGCUCAAGUCGUCCGCUGCUUCUGUUUCACCUCGUUCACAGUUCAUUCCCUCUCUCUCCGGUCAAAGGGAUCCGGAGGAGGAGCCGAUACUCAUGGUUGAGGGAGUUCGCCUAUCUAACGAAGCUCACUGAUUGGCUAGCUUCCCCGGCGAUAGCCCCAAUGUCUGUCGUUCCAGCUCUCCGCUGCAUCGUCGCCCAUCUCUUCGGGCCAUCUCCGCCAUUAACGCCUCAUCUGUUCGUCGCUUCAUCCAUCUUGAACCAGUUUCAGAAGCCACUCUCUUCCCUGCUCUCCCAGCCCCGGAAGGCCUUCUCCACGCGCUCCACGUCCCAUCUCGCCCCGAAAGAGAGGACUCUGGUCCUUAACAGCGAUGAGCGGGUGGGGUGCUCUGGUGCUGUCGAUGGGAUCGGACGUGUCGAGAAUUCGAGUACGAUUGCUGCUAUCGUGACUUCGGUCGGGGGUCCGCCUGGCGCGGUCGGGAUCGUGCGUUUAUCUGGUCCUUCCGCUGUAGCGAUUGCAAGUCGGGUUUUCCGGCCAGCGAGUAAAACCAGGAGGAGGAGGAGGAGGACGGUGUCCUCGAAUUCUUGGCGGCCCACUAGCCAUAUGGUAGAAUAUGGUUUGGUUAUGGAUUCCAGUGGGAAUGUUGUUGAUGAGGUUUUGGCUGUGCCAAUGUUAGCUCCAAGGUCUUACACCCGCGAAGAUAUUGUUGAACUUCAAUGUCAUGGAAGCGACAUCUGUUUACAUAGAGUUUUGAGGGCCUGUCUUGAAGCAGGGGCAAGGCUUGCAGAACCAGGUGAGUUCACUCUCCGCGCAUUUCUUAAUGGCCGCUUAGACCUCUCCCAGGCUGAAAAUGUUGGAAAGCUAAUUUCAGCAAAGUCGACAGUUGCAGCUGAUGCAGCAUUAGCUGGACUUCAGGGCGGUUUCUCUUCUCUGGUCAAAAAAUUAAGAUCACAGUGCAUUGAAUUGCUUACUGAGAUUGAAGCUCGACUUGAUUUUGAUGACGAGAUGCCACCCAUUGACUUAGAUUUAAUAGUGCAUACCAUACAUUCAAUGGUGAAAGAUGUUGAGACAGCCUUGGAAACAGCCAACUAUGACAAGUUUCUUCAAUCUGGUUUGCAGAUUGCAAUUAUUGGCCGUCCAAAUGUUGGGAAGUCGAGCCUUCUAAAUGCUUGGAGCAAGAGUGAGAGAGCGAUUGUCACAGAAAUUGCUGGAACCACCCGGGAUGUGGUUGAAGCUGGCAUUUCCGUAUAUGGCAUUCCAGUGACGCUACUUGAUACGGCCGGCAUCAGGGAAACCAACGAUGUCGUGGAGAAAAUUGGAGUGGAGAGAUCUGAAGCUGUAGCUGUGGGUGCUGAUGUCGUAAUCAUGGUAAUGAGCGCAGUUGAUGGAUGGACUUCAGAAGAUGCUAAGCUUCUCGAGAGAGUUAAAUCCAUUAAGAAAUCAAGUGGGUCUUCAACUCUGGCUAUUCUUGUAAUCAACAAAAUGGACCGUGUCCCAUCUGUUCACUUGGAGUGGGAUGGUGCGGACGACAGUUUCUUCAGUAAGCAUGUAUUCACCUCUGCUUUGACCGGUCAUGGCGUGCAAGACCUGGAAAGGGCAGUGUCGGAGAUUGUGGGUCUCAACAGGAUCCCUGCAGGUGGGCGGCGGUGGACUGUGAACCAGAGGCAAUGCGAGCAGCUUGUUCGGACCAAGGAAGCUCUCAAGAGAUUGGAGACGUCGGCUGGGCAAGAAAUGCCGCUCGACUUUUGGACAAUCGAUUUGAGAGAUGCUGCACUAGCUUUGGGUCAGAUAAGUGGAGAAGACAUCUCUGAAGAAGUUUUGUCCAACAUUUUUGGCAAGUUUUGCAUUGGUAAAUAGAUUUGACAUCAAUAUCUAAAGCGUAUACCAACCUUGAUGGAUUCUGUUGCCUUCCUUUGCAUGGGAACUGUGAAGUACCCCAUCUCCAUCCUCCACCUCUUCUCCUUCGAUCGAAACCGUUUCCUUUUACAUUGGUCAUCUCGUGAAAUUCGACUUUUCUUCGUACUUUAGUCA
Messenger RNA from Syzygium oleosum, 2124 nucleotides. RefSeq lists its product as uncharacterized. The coding region runs from base 256 to 1950 and encodes 564 amino acids. Gene Ontology annotation, molecular function: protein binding; GTP binding; GTPase activity. NCBI's taxonomy places the organism in Eukaryota, Viridiplantae, Streptophyta, Magnoliopsida, Myrtales, Myrtaceae. Gene Ontology annotation, biological process: tRNA methylation; tRNA wobble uridine modification. Gene Ontology annotation, cellular component: cytoplasm; cytosol. The record is from RefSeq and is a predicted model, not a curated record. The transcript is spliced from 10 exons.